AUGAUCAACUCGUUGGAGGGGUACUCAAGCGAUGAAGAUCAAGACACUAUUUUUAAAGCUUACAUUGAAGCUUUGAAUGCGGAUCCUGAUCAGUAUAGGCAUCUUUGUGUUGCACUACAUGUAGAUAAGAAAAGUGUUGAUCGUGAGCUUGACAUCUAUCGUGUUCUACUUUCUGGGCAGGUUCAAGUGAAAGAACUGUUAAAAGAAUAUGUUGACAGCAUAUUCUCAAGAUUUCAAAAUUUAACAUAUACACUUUUUUUCACAAGUGUCUGCUGCUCUGAAUUUUGUGAAUUCUUGAAUUAUGGACUCGUCUUCAUUUUUGUUAUCCCUUUCAUCUGCAUCGAGACUCAUGAAAGACGAGGGGUUGUAAACACUCUUGGAUAUGCAAUCAUGGGUGGCAAGCAUCUUCAUGUGGCUGUGAUGAGAAAUCUCUACAGUAUCGUAGUAUACACAAAAGAGUAG
Fraxinus pennsylvanica is the source of this 462-nucleotide messenger RNA. NCBI's taxonomy places the organism in Eukaryota, Viridiplantae, Streptophyta, Magnoliopsida, Lamiales, Oleaceae. The record is from the annotation of a GenBank genome assembly.